CAAAGGCCUUUGUGGACAAAAGUCAUUUUAACAACCAGUUCAUCCUCUGCUGAGAUAUAUAAAGAACAGGUGCGGCUCAGGUGUGUUCUUUAUUUCUUCACCUCUGGAUCCAUUUCCAGGAAACGUAGACUGUAGCUCAUAAAGCUGAGAACUUAAACUCUGGGUCUUUCAGAACAGCGACACGGAAGGGCGCAAAGUGAAGAAAAGGAGAAAACUCUUUACAGCAGUUAAUCUGACGCACAGAAGCAGCUAUGGCUGAAAAUAUGGACGCAAAAAUAGUGAUAAUAGGCUGUGGGAUAGCGGGGAUAGCAGCGGCUCAGAGGCUCAUUGAAUCUGGGUUCACUAAUGUCCGGAUUCUAGAAGCGACUGGAAGAAGCGGAGGACGAAUUAAAUCAAGCAGACUUGGUAAUGCUGUUAUAGAAAUUGGUGCAGCUUUUAUCCACGGUCCUUCUGAAAAGAACCCAGUGUUUUGUCUGGCCCGUGACUAUGAUCUCCUGGACCCUAAAGCCCUCACUCCAGAGAAUCAAGCUGUGGAUGUUGAUGAAGGUCCUCCUCAGGUUCCCAACUGGUUCACCAGUUCAGGUCAGAAGGUGAGUCCUGGAACCGUGGAGCCUGCGCUGGAGCUGUUUUAUAAGCUUUUGGAUAGUACUCCACAAUCCAAGAGUCACAAACAUGGAUCCUUGCCAAGUGUUGGAGAUUUCAUAAAAUCUGAGGCACUGAGGCGAACAUCAAAGAAGUGGAAAAAUAAAGAUAAGAGUACCCGGCAGCUGCUGCUGGGCGCCAUCAAUACCCUGCUGAAGGAGGAAUGCUAUUCAAGUGCCACUCACUCAAUGGAUGAGUUAGAUCUAGUUGGAUUUUCUAUGUACCAGAGUAUAAAAGGAGUGGACUGCACAUUCCCAAGUGGGACUGAGAGCCUAAUCAGCAGCUUGAUGUCAGAGCUCCCCGCUGACUUGGUAUCCUACAGUCGGCCUGUGCGCUGCAUUCACUGGAGCAACAGUGAGAGUGGAGUGAAUGCUGUGACCGUGGAGUGCGAGGAUGGGCAGAGGAUCUCUGCUGAUCAUGUCAUUGUCACUGUGUCUCUAGGAUACCUGAAGAAGCACCACUCCACACUGUUCUCACCUGCUCUUCCCGAUCAAAAGCUGCAGUCCAUUCAGAAAAUAGGAUUUGGAACAUGUGACAAAAUCCUUGUUGAGUUUGAAUCCCCCUGGUGGGAUGCUGACUGUGAGAUCAUCUAUUUAGUUUGGGAUGAUGAGGAAGAUAUUUCUGACCAUGUGUCAGAUAUAAGCAAAAACUGGAUCAGGAAGAUCUCAUCGUUCACUGUGGUGACACCCUCUGAAAGGGGCAACCAUGUUCUCUGCGGUUGGAUAUCUGGACAUGAGGCGGAGCACAUGGAAACACUUCCUGAGGAGGAAGUCAGGCGCUGUAUCACAGAGCUCAUACAUACAUUCACAGGAGACCAUACCAUCACACCAAAGACAAUCGUGUGUACCCGGUGGUUUCAUGAUCCCUGGACGUUAGGAUCCUACUGCCACCCAGCAAUCGGUUGUUCAGCACAAGAUUUUAAAAACAUGAUGGAGCCAUUGCCUAAGAGAGGAAAGAAACAGCCCCUGCAGGUGUUGUUUGCCGGAGAAGCGACUCAUCCCUUCUACUACUCCAGCCUCCAUGGAGCACUCCUCUCUGGACAGAGGGAAGCUGACAGACUCAUCGCUCACUACUCUUAGACCAGUCCUCUUCAUUUAGACCAGAAAAGUUAAAGAUUGAAAACCCCUUAGUAUAAAAGGAUAUUUCAUGUCCUUUUAAUCAAGUGACAGAGAUGGAAACAUAUUGUCAUAAAAGUAUGCUGUCAUAAGUCGUCAGUAAAUACCUACAGUAUUUACUGUAGGCACAUAAAGAGGAUCAGCCGGGGCAAAGUUCAGCAACAGGCAGUUAAUUAACCUGGAAAUAUGCAGCAAGUAGCAAACACUCUGUAAUUAAUCUGACAGGGACUGGAUGCAACUGGGUCAAUGGUUCAACUUAAAUUCUUUAAUGUUAUUUGGAAACAAGUUUGUGGAUGGGAAUGAGUAGCAAGGUAAUGGGAAGCAGGAUCCCUGAAGAAAUGUCUGUCAGUCUUAGUUGAUUUCUGUUAUUUUUUUAAUCAAUUUUUCAUCUCCUACACUAAAGAGCUGUAAAAGUGGCAUUGUCUAGAAAGAGGUAAUAAUUAUAAAAAUGAAUUCCAGUAGUUGUCUUUGUGUGUCUCUGUAUGUGGGAAGGUUUUAAAACAACAGAUGAUGGCAUUUAUUUUUUAGUUUCUGCAUCCAUUUUCUCUGAAAAUUAAUGCAUUUCCAGAGAACAAAAUGGAAAGAGUACAGGGAAAUGGGACAAUGUUUCAGAGGUGAGUGAUGAAAAACGUAGCUGUAAAGAAGUUUUCUAUGUCCAAGUUCGUCAACAUCAAGACUGGACUUCAAAGAAAGACCUGACACCAUUCAAGGUUUCUUCAAGGGGCAACAAUAGAUAUGGACUUGUAUGGUUGUGGCUAUAAUGAGUACUCAAAUUUGGUCUUAAUGUCUAUAUCUAAUGUUCUGUAAAAAUGGAGAUUGGUCAGAAUUAGGUUCGUUAUUAGUCUGAUGCUUUAGAAUCAUUAAGCUAAAUAAAUGUGCAGGUUGAUAAGCCCAAUAAGGCUAUUGAACAGUUUAGGUAAUGCCGUGAAAAUACAAUUUUUGUCAGAUCUUUAAAGACUAAGCGCUAUAUGGAUGUUAUUGUAAAAGCAUACAUACCUGUGAUUUAAAAAAAAUAAAGUCACAACAAACAAUA
This is a messenger RNA of Girardinichthys multiradiatus, 2790 nucleotides long. RefSeq names its product peroxisomal N(1)-acetyl-spermine/spermidine oxidase-like. Gene Ontology annotation, molecular function: polyamine oxidase activity. The record is from RefSeq and is a predicted model, not a curated record. The transcript has 10 exons. NCBI's taxonomy places the organism in Eukaryota, Metazoa, Chordata, Actinopteri, Cyprinodontiformes, Goodeidae. The coding region runs from base 252 to 1721 and encodes 489 amino acids.